AUGAUGCAUAAGUCUUAAAAAUAAUAUGAGAAAUUCAAAAAUCAUCUUAAAACUUAAGAAUAAGAAUAUAAUGACAUAUUUUAAUAAUAAAAAAUUGAACCAUAAACUCAAACUGUAAUUGAAAAAUAAUAGAAGAGAAGAUCUAAAAUUCGUAUAAUCUUUACUAAUAAAACAAUUUAAUAAUAAUAUCCUGAAUCUUAAGAAUCAAAAUCUGUAGCAAAGAGAUCUUGGCAUAAAGAACUUGAUAAUUUAAUCAAUCCCUCAGAAAUAAAGGAUGGUAAAUUUUCGAAUGAAGAAAAACAAUAAAUUAUGGAUAUUGUGCAUAAUUACUAAAUUUAAAAUAAUCUAAGUGAUUAAUAAUUAAAGGAUUAUAUUGAAUUGAAAACACUAGGUCAUUCUAAGAUUUGGCUAGAAAUAACAAAGUAUAUACCAACAAGAACAGUGGAUUCAGUAUAUAAAUUAAUAAGACGUAAGAUGGAUAGUAAGAAUAGAUAAGGAUAUUGGAAUAAAGAAGAAGAGAUUGAAUUAAUUAGAUAUGUAUAAUAAUAUGGAAGAAAAUGGAGAGAAAUUAGUAAACAUAUUAAUAGAACACCUGAUAAUAUAAGAAACAAGUAUAAUUAAAUUGGAGAACAUAAUCAUUUAUUUAGAAAUAAAUCUUUUUGGACGAUUUAAGAAUUUCUUAUUCUUAUCAAUAAUAUUCAUUCUUUAAGUGGUUAUCCUCUCUUAUUACCAAAUUAUGAUUAAAUUCUCAAAAAAAGAUUUGGAGAUAACUUUGAAUAAAUCACUUUUAGACUUAAUUAUAGAAAAAUGAAAGUUGAAGAUAAAGAUAUAUUUGAUUAACUAAAAUCUAUUGUUAAAAUACCUUAAAAUAUAGGAGUUACUAUAAAAUGGACAGAAAUAGCAUCUGAAAUUAAAACAAAAACAAAAGAUGAUUUAAGAUAAAUGUGGUAUAAAUUGAAUGGAAAUAAAUUUUGA
This is a messenger RNA of Paramecium sonneborni, 975 nucleotides long. The record is from the annotation of a GenBank genome assembly. Lineage: Eukaryota; Ciliophora; Oligohymenophorea; Peniculida; Parameciidae.